CAAGGCAGAACAGGAGCAAGCAAUACCGUUCCGAGAGCGAGAGCAUUGCGUUUUUGUUCGACUUGCGGCCGCUGUUUCCUGAAACGAGAAAAAUCUGUGCACAAAAAUGGCUCUUCAUGUACCGAAAGCACCCGGUUUUGCGUCGAUGCUCAAGGAAGGAGCUCGGGCAUAUUCCGGUCUCGAGGAAGCGGUCUACCGUAACAUCAACGCCUGCAAGGAGUUCGCCAACUCGGUCCGCUCGGCUUACGGGCCGAACGGCAUGAACAAGAUGAUCAUCAACCAUAUCGAGAAACAGUUCGUCACAUCCGAUGCCGGUACGAUUAUGCGCGAGCUGGAUGUGGAACACCCGGCGGCAAAGCUGAUGAUCGAGGCGAGCCAGAUGCAGGAGGCGGAAGCGGGCGACGGCACAAACUUCGUGGUCGUGUUCUGCGGCGCCCUGCUGGAGGAGGCGGAAGAGCUGCUGCGGCUGGGUGUUACCAGCAGUGACAUUACCGAGGGCUACGAGAAGGCGCUCCAGAAGACGCUGGACAUUCUGCCCACGCUUUCCUGCCACGAGAUCAAGGAUUACCGCAGCCUGGUGCCGGUGCGGAACGCAAUUCGUGCGACGGUCAUGUCAAAACAGCUCGGCAACGAGGACUUCUUGGCCGAUCUGAUCGCAAAGGCGUGCAUUUCGAUCAUGCCCGAGAAGACCACGUUCAACGUGGACAACAUCCGGGUGUGCAAGAUCCUGGGCAGCGGGCUGCAGAUGUCGGAGGUCAUCCCGGGCAUGGUGUUCAAGCGGUUCGUCGAGGGUGAGGUAACGUCGGCGACGAAGGCCAAGAUUGCGCUCUACUCCUGCCCGGUAGACAUCAUCCAGACGGAGACCAAGGGCACGGUGCUGAUCAAGUCGGCAGACGAGCUGAAAACGUUCAGCCAGGGCGAGGAGAACCUGCUGGAGGCCCAGAUCAAGGCGAUCGUCGAUACGGGCGCGACGGUGAUCGUGGCCGGAGCAAAGUUUGGCGAUAUGGCUCUGCACUACAUGAACAAGUACGGUCUGAUGGCGGUGCGGCUGAACUCCAAAUUCGAUCUGCGCCGGCUGAGCAAGGCCGUCGGUGGUACGGUGCUGCCCCGGCUGACGCCGCCGAGCACGGAAGAGCUGGGCUACUGCGACAACGUGUACUUGCACGAGCUAGGCGACACUUCGGUGACGAUCUUCAAAUCGGAGGGCACGGAAAGCCGCAUCGCGACGGUCGUCAUUCGUGGCUCCACCGACAACUACAUGGACGACAUCGAGCGUGUCAUCGAUGAUGGUGUUAACACGUUCAAGGGUUUGACGCGCGAUGGGCGCUUCCUGCCUGGUGCGGGUGCGGUGGAAAUCGAACUGGCCCAACAGCUGGCCGAGUACGCCGAUACGCUGCCCGGGUUGGAGCAGUACGCGGUGCGCAAGUUUGCUAAGGCGUUGGAGUACUUCCCCAAGGCGCUGGCCGAAAACAGUGGCGUAAACGCGACCGAGGUAGUCCACCAGCUGUACCUGGCACACAAGCAGGGCAAGAAGACGGAAGGCUUCGACAUCGAAUCGGAACAACCGGCCACGAUCGACGUCACGACGAAGAACAUCUUCGACCUGUACACGACAAAGUACUGGGGACUGAAGUAUGCCGUCGGUGCUGCCUGUACGAUCCUGAAGGUGGACGAAAUCAUCAUGGCGAAGCGGGCCGGUGGACCGAAACCGCGUGCGGGCGGUCCCGGAAGUGACGACGAAUCGUAAGCAGCCCUUUGGAGCUGGUAACACUUUCAUCUUGGCCCCGUUUUUCGUUGCAUCAGCAUUUUUCGUCUGCACUUUAAUUCUAAUUUUAUCUUCAUUGCUAACACUUAUGCUCGUUCACACAACAACACCUUGCAGGAUAUAAGAUUAAUAUUACACAUUAUGCUGCACUUCAAAUAUAAAACCGCACACACCACCUUUUCCAUCUCGAGCGGGUGGGACUAACUGGCAGUAGGUGCUGUGGUUUUUUUUCACUGGAUGUUUCCUUUGUGCUGCUCUCAGCUGCCAGCAAUUGUACUCACUGCGCACACCACCUUUAUGUUGAUAAUGAACAUGUGUGGCGGAAAAGGAAAUCAAAUAAAGCUUCUAACAUCCCCUCCAGAAGCUGGAAGGAUAAUCUAA
Molecule: messenger RNA, 2146 nt
Organism: Anopheles coluzzii
Lineage: Eukaryota; Metazoa; Arthropoda; Insecta; Diptera; Culicidae
Gene: CCT8
Product: T-complex protein 1 subunit theta
Exons: 2
Coding region: 107-1747 (546 amino acids)
Biological process (GO): protein folding
Cellular component (GO): chaperonin-containing T-complex
Molecular function (GO): ATP hydrolysis activity; ATP-dependent protein folding chaperone; ATP binding
Source: RefSeq, a predicted model, not a curated record